UUCGAGCCUUGAUUCGUUUAGGAAGAACAAUCUUUCGCUGUCAUGGAUAAUUGGAGGAGUAGAGAAUCAGGGAAAUGAAGGCGAAAUGGUUCCCGAUUUUGUCCAUGGAACUUGGAUAGGAAGAGGCGAUAAAAAUUUGGAUGAUACACCCGAGAAGUUGUAUCAAAGGAACCUGAGACAAGAAAGACGAGAGAAGCGGGCCAAUGAGCUGUUGCAAAAAGACGAAACUAUUCAAGAACUUGAGGAAGCAGCCAUUGUGCGGUCCAAAUCUGUGGAUUCUGCAGUGAUAGGGAAUUACACGAUUUGGAAAAGAGAAUACGGGAAACAGAACAACAUCGAAGAAAUAAUAGGAUUGAUGCAAGAUCAGAACAUCAUGACUAGAGUUUACGCUAGCAUUGCAAAGAUGAAAAAUAAGCUUGUCUUGCGUGAAGAACUAGAAACACAACUAUCGAAAAGCCUAGAAGCUCUGGAGGAAGCAUCCAUUGGCGUUGGUCUGCCGGAGAGAAUCCCUGAUAUGAUUAGAGCGAUGGGCCAAGUUCUGUCUCGAGCAAACGAGCAACUAUAUGAGUGCAAGUUGGUCACAGGUAAACUGAGAGCAAUGCUUCAUACUGCAGAUGAAGAACUGGCUGGCGUGAAAACAUACGCGACUUUCUUGUCUCAGCUGGCGGCCAAAACACUGCCAGAUGUUAUUCACUGCUUGUCCAUGCGCCUGAAUCUAGAGUACUAUCUCCUUCCACCGGAGAUGAGAAAAUUCCCUCGGAAACAGAACUUGGAGGACCCAGAUCUUCACCACUACGCUAUCUUCUCAGAUAAUGUAGUGGCAACAUCAGUCGUCGUUAACUCCACCAUCAUGAACACCCAGGACACUUCAAGGCAUGUCUUUCACCUGGUGACCGACGAACUCAAUUUUGGAGCAAUGAGUAUGUGGUUUAUACUGAAUCCUCCAGGAAAGGCGACCAUCGAGGUUCAAAGUGUGGAUAACUUUACGUGGCUUAAUUCAUCAUACUGUCCUGUUCUGAGACAGAUUGAGUCAGCAGCGAUGAAGGAGUUCUAUUUCAAGACGGAGAGGUCAGAGUCUGUAGAAUCGGGCACAGAGAGCCUAAAGUACAGGAACCCAAAGUACCUCUCAAUGCUAAACCACUUGAGAUUCUACCUCCCUGAGAUUUUCCCAAAGCUGGAGAAAAUCCUGUUUCUGGACGAUGACGUGGUUGUUCAGAGGGAUCUAAGUGCCUUGUGGUCAGUGGACCUCACGGGGAAAGUGAAUGGAGCAGUAGAAACUUGUGGGGCGAGCUUUCAUCGCUUUGACACGUAUCUCAACUUCACCGAUCCUCGCAUUUCCAGCAACUUUGACCCGCAAGCAUGUGGAUGGGCGUACGGCAUGAACAUUUUCGACCUGAAAGAGUGGAAGAAGAAUAACAUAACAGACACCUACCACUACUGGCAAAACCUGAAUGGGGAGAGGAGGCUGUGGAAGCUGGGGUCGCUGCCCCCCGGGCUGAUAACGUUCUACAAUCUGACGAAAGCGAUAGAGAAAAAGUGGCACCUUCUUGGCUUGGGAUAUGACAAAGACAUUGAUCUGAAGGAGGUGGAGAACUCGGCAGUUAUACACUACAAUGGACACUUGAAGCCAUGGACGGAGUUGGCAAUACCCAAGUAUCUCUCCUACUGGGCCAACUACUUCCCUUUUCACCACCCUUACCUCCGCGCCUGCGCCCUUUCCCUUUGA
This is a messenger RNA of Tarenaya hassleriana, 1726 nucleotides long. RefSeq names its product putative galacturonosyltransferase 2. The coding region runs from base 86 to 1726 and encodes 546 amino acids. Lineage: Eukaryota; Viridiplantae; Streptophyta; Magnoliopsida; Brassicales; Cleomaceae. The transcript is spliced from 6 exons. Gene Ontology annotation, molecular function: polygalacturonate 4-alpha-galacturonosyltransferase activity. The record is from RefSeq and is a predicted model, not a curated record.